This is a messenger RNA of Tripterygium wilfordii, 2373 nucleotides long. Its product is annotated as telomere repeat-binding factor 4-like. The transcript is spliced from 3 exons. Gene Ontology annotation, molecular function: double-stranded telomeric DNA binding. The record is from RefSeq and is a predicted model, not a curated record. Gene Ontology annotation, cellular component: nucleosome. Bases 151 to 966 code for a protein of 271 amino acids. NCBI's taxonomy places the organism in Eukaryota, Viridiplantae, Streptophyta, Magnoliopsida, Celastrales, Celastraceae. Gene Ontology annotation, biological process: nucleosome assembly.
GAAAGACUGAGACUACGUCGUUUUUUGCGCCCGCGCAAGUUUUUCUCUAAAGCCAUGCCUUCACCUUUUCUUCCCCUCUCUGGAUUCUUCUGAAAUUCUAGGGUUUAUGCUUCUGUUCUCUCUACCCUUCCUCAGCAAUCACACAGGAGAAUGGGAAAUCAGAAGCAAAAGUGGACACAGGAAGAAGAAGACGCACUGCUGGCCGGAAUAGCGAAGCACGGGCCUGGAAAGUGGAAGAACAUAAUCAGAGAUCCCGAAUUUGCAUCGAUCCUCACUCACCGCUCCAACAUUGACCUCAAGGAUAAGUGGCGGAAUUUGAGUGUUUCUGCAGGGCAGUGUUCUAAAGACAAAGAAAGGGUGCUAAAAGCUCUGUCUGCCCCACACUCCUCCACUUUGAAUUCUCCUGCUGCUCCUGCUAAUGAUGAAUCUUCUGAUGCUGUCAUGGAUGAUGCCCCUGAAAGCACGGUGGAUGCAAAAAGUGCUCCACGGUAUAAUGCAAUGAUUUUUGAAGCUCUUUCAACCAUGAAAGAUACAAAGGGUUCUGAUCUUAGUGCCAUUGUUCACUUUAUUGAGCAGAGACAUGAGGUGCCUAGGAAUUUUAGAAGGUUAUUAAGUUCAAGGCUGAGAAGGCUUGUUUUGCAAGGCAAAAUUGAAAAGGUCCAAAAUUUUUAUAAGGUCAGAAAUGGUACCUCACCCGUAAAAAGGAUACCUACCACGAAACAAAAGAACAAUAGGCCUCGACCUUCACAAAACUAUGGGGUGGCAUCUGCUGAGGCCGUGGAGGAAGCAGCUCUUACUGCUGCUUACAAAGUUGUUGAGGCAGAAAACAAAUACAUCAUAGCCUAUGAUGCAGUCAAGGAAGCAGAAAGAGUCGCAAAGAUGACAGAAGACACCGUGUUGUUGCUAGAGUUAGCAAAAGAGAUUAAAGAACAAUGUUCACGAGGAGAAAUUGUUCUCUUAGCCUAAGCCAUUGAAAUUGUGCUGUAUUUUUGUACAAUUGGGAAUCUGAAUAUAAAUCCUUUAAUCCAAUCUAACAAUCUUAUCCAUUCUGAAAAGUAGAAACAAAGGUAUUAUUCCUGAACAUGAGUAUUCUUACUGUUGGGUUCUUUAAUCAAGUUAUUCCUGUUUCAUAAUAAGUAGUUCUGUCCUUAAUGACUUUGACUGGUAUAGUUUAUUCCUGAUCUCAGGUCCAUCUCUAUGAGAAUCUGAUGCAGAUGGGAAGCUAGAAUAUGUCUAUAAGUUCAAUUAUGAUGGUUGUGGGUUUUAUCUGUAUUUUAUAACAUGCGCAUAUAUGUAAUUUUAUAUUCUCUAGCAAUAGUCCUUAGUUUAGUUGGUUUAAGUCUUCGAUUUGGGUCCUAUGAAAGUUACUUGUCUUUAGUCUUUAUGUUAUUCUUUAGUUAAAGAGUCUUUAAUGAGCUUUCUAUUAGGAAAUAUUGUUUUAGUAGAAUUAGAAGUUCUACUCUUCACUCUUGUUAGCUUUAGGAAUUUUUAUAAACCGAUCACUCAAUAGUCUCCAUAGACGAUGAAUAUGAUUUGAUAAUACUGAGUAUUCGGUAUUUUGAGGCAUGCGUGCCUAGAUUGUUCUUUGUCUCUUUUCUUCUUUCGUUCUCUCUUCUUUCUUUAUUGCUACCGUAAACUCGGAUUUCUAGUCACAGCACUAUUCUCAGCAUCUAAAAUCCCUUAUUUCCAUAUCCUUAAACAUCCUAAUUCCUUCUAAAUUCCUUUCCAAACCCUAAACUCGUCUAAAGACAAUUGUAGGGCAUAUUUCUAUAUCUGUCCUACAUCAGAAUCUCUUGAAUGGAUGUGAAAUGAUGGCAUCACAGUUCGUUUACAACCUCUAAUUCCCACACUGGGAAUUCAGAACCUGAACUGUUGUGAAUAUGCUGUGAAGUUUUGUCUUCCAUCUGAUUGCCAAUUUUUUCUGUUUCGUUACUAUUGGCUUCUCUUGCUCUUUAUAUGCCAAAUCAGGCACCACAUUCCAUGAGUACUUCAUUUGAGAUCCUAGCUGGAGCUGAACCAUAUCAAGAAAACAUGGCUGCUGCUCAUAAGAUUGCCCAUGGUGCUGUACAUGGCUCAAGUGUUGGGAAAGAAAUAUCUUACGAGUAAACUCUCUACCUUAUUGCCAGAGGGUUCUGGAAAAUGCACCACCGGAAUAACCAAAGGCGAGUCAGGGAGCUUGAGAAAGGUGAGAUCAGUGUUAUGGUGGAAGUUGAGUAGGGUGUUAUAUCGUCCUCUCAAGAAAGGUGAGAUCACUGUUUUGAUGAAGAUGUGUUGGUGCUGGAAGAAAUUCAGUGUUUUCAACUUGUAUUCAUAGACAUUUUAUGAGAUUCCCCCAAAGGGUCAUUAAUUAAUGUGUGAGUAUAUUACCAUGUA